Aphanomyces astaci is the source of this 879-nucleotide messenger RNA. RefSeq lists its product as hypothetical. Gene Ontology annotation, molecular function: ubiquitin-protein transferase activity. The transcript has a single exon. The record is from RefSeq and is a predicted model, not a curated record. Lineage: Eukaryota; Oomycota; Saprolegniomycetes; Saprolegniales; Verrucalvaceae. Bases 1 to 879 code for a protein of 292 amino acids.
AUGGUCUCCAACAAGGACGACCAGUCGUUCUUUAUCAAUCCCAACUCGGAAAGAGACCACGGCCCCAACCACUUGGCAGACUUUCAAGCGGUGGGAAGGCUCCUGGGGAAAGCCAUCAUCGACGAGCAAAUGCUGCCGUUUCACUUUUGUGUCCCGCUGUUCAAGAUGUUGCUGGGGUACCCCGUCUCGAUCGAAGACGUUCGGUACUUGGACCCGACCGUGUAUUCGAGCUUGACCUACAUUCGCGACUGCGAUGACGUGGACGAUUUGGCGCUGACGUUCAGUGUGAGUGUGGACACGGAUGUACCGGAAGUGGAGCUGGUGGUCGGGGGUCGGGACGUGGGGGUGACCAACGCCAACAAGGCCGAGUACGUGGAGAGAAUGGUGCAGUACUUGAUGUUUGAGCGCGUGGCGCCGCAGCUGCAGCGGCUGGUGCAGGGUCUGUACGACGUGUUGCCCCAGGAGCUGCUCAUGCCGUUCGACUACAAGGAGCUGGAGCUGAUUUUGUGUGGGUUUUCAGAGAUCGACGUGGGUGACUGGAAGCGGUCCACGAUCGUGUCCAAGUCGCUCGAGGACGUCGUCGGGUGGUUCUGGGACGUUGUCGAGUUUGACAUGACGCCCUCUGACCGGGCCAAGCUGCUCCAGUUCACCACUGGGUCGUCCCGCGUACCCCUCCAAGGCUUCCGUGGGUUGACCAGUCACGACGGCCAGCUGUGCCCGUUUUCACUACAUGGCGUCAAGUACCAUCCGCAGGAGUUGCCCAAGGUCCACUCGUGUUAUAACCGCAUGGACCUGCCGAUUUACCCCACGCGAGAAGAGCUUCGAAGUGCACUGUUCUUUCUCGUUUCGAUUGAAGACUUGGUGUUCACAUUGCUGUAA